AGUUCCUGGUUCUUUUUAAAAAACAAAGAUUUCAAAGUUGCAGUAAGCUCUUGAGACUCUGAGAAUGUCAAUCCCUUUUUAAUAAGAAAGCAUUGGAUGUGGCCUAAUAACAGUGUUGAGCGCCUGAGUUUGGUUUGCUCUGAUUAGCCUUGAAUUGGUGACAACAGAUCCUCUCCUUCUCCCGCCCAGCCCUGGUCAAUGUGAGGGGCUGGGAGGACUGCUCCUUGCAGGGCAGACCCGUCAGGAGAGGCCUUGCCAGUCCAAAUAUGGCUCUGGCCAGUGAACCAGACUUAUUUUCAGAACAUUUGGUUGAGUGGAGUCCAAAAAUGCCUUAGGUCAACUUCUAGAGGAGACCAAAGUCUGUAACACAUCAGCAAAGGUUUGUUUUGAAUAUGGCUGUGGGCCUAGUGAACGGGAGCACAGCCCGAAUUCCGCUCAUAGAUGAGGUCAUAGAUGAGGGAGGGAGUGUGUGUGUGUGGUGUGUUAGCAGAGCAACAAAAGUCAGUGUCUUAAAGUGAAUGCACUGCUCGUAUGAUGCCGUUCAGGCAGAGGGCAUGUUGCACCUGCAUCCCACCCAUAGCCAGAGUAGGCACCACGAGGGGAGGGGAAGGGAGAUCAGUCCCCCGGCCCAUUCCAUGCUUGGCCUUCUCACUCUCUGAUCUUUCCCCACAGACUCAUUUCACAAAGAGCACUAAACAGCUGCCAGGAGGGAGCAACUUUGAGUCCCUGCCAGCCUGGGCUGAAUACAAACCACCUCCAAGACCUCAUAGUGAAUUACCCACCCCUAAGCCUUGCGGUCAUCUGUCUGUGUCAAAAUAUCAGAGCGUGUGUCAAUCUUCAGUGCACUUAUUCUCACAACACCCACGUGUAGCAGGGGUGUGCUGUUAUCAGAUGAGGAAGUGAUGCACAGAGAGGCUAAGUGACUUGCCCAGGGUCACACAGGACAUCUGUGCCAGAGCUGGGAAUUGAACCUAGAUCUUUGGAGUCCUAGGCUAGCAUCUUAUCCACUUCACCACCCUUCUCUUGGGCAGCUGAAGUAGUUUAUGGAAGCCCAGAGUCCUGAAAAUAACUAUGUCCACAGCAGGGACUCGGAGCAGCUUUUCCUUAGGCUUAGUGGCUAAGAUACCCCACUUGCUAAGAUACUGGGCACCAGCUGUGGGAUGUGCUGCUACUCCUGUACCAAAGUCUGCUUCAGCAGCAUAUGGCCUGAGAUCUGGGGAGAAAUCUAGCAAGGUCUAAGCUAAGAACCUAAACCAUACUGAAGUGUGCAGCUGACCUUCCUGGAGAGCUAGUCCAACAUUCCCUGGCACCCAAGGUUUUUCCCUGAUAAGGUCUCAGCAGCACAAUGUGUCAAUGUUCCUGUAUCCCAGAGACACAACUUUCCCCUCCCAUGGAACCAGUCCAGCUCAGCAGUGCUCAUCAGAAUUGCAAGCCAUAGCCUCGUCCCUGGACUGCAGCAAGAAGCCCCGUGCAUGCUGUGUCCGGGCAAGUGUCUUCCAUUUCUCAGCCUUGUGGAUUUAUAUGGAGGCUCAAUGAUCUGUUCUGUGCUGGGUGCCAUAAUGCGCCUCCUGUUGCUGUGCUGGGGAAUGUUUUCCUGACCCCAGCUGGCCACGAACCAACUGGGACAGAAAUAGCUGGAGUUGCCCCCUGAAGCCUUCGCAUGGGUGCCAGGUGGCUUUACCCUGGAGAGAUUUGCCAUGCAGAGCACAGCAGGUGAAAUUCUGGCCCCCCUUAAGACGAUGCUGCCACUGCCAUUUAACUGGGCCACUGUUUCACCCAACACACCGGGGUGACUUCACUGGACACAGGAAACAUUACCUACAGUAAGGCACUCUGUAAGCCUGUUUAUUAGAAUAGGUAGGAGAAGCCCUAGAUCAGCUCCUGUGUGUGGUCUGGUGACUGUCCUGGCAGUUACAGGACACUGAUAUUGGUCAGUAAUAUUUAUAAUAGUAUUUUUUAAUAAGAGCCUGGAAGGGAUUUCGACCCUCAUGCUUCAGGGCUUCAGCUGGUCUCAAGGUAUCGGGGGGACAGGAGGAAACUUCUCCUACGAGGUUCUUGCAUCAUCCUCUGAAUCAGCUGGUACUGGCCACUUCCAGAGACAGGAUGCCAGACUAGAUGGGAGCACAGGUCUGAUCCAGCCUGGCAAUUCCUAUUUUCUUAUGUAAGGCUGCCCUCUUUGUGCCUCCGGGCAUAUUGCGUGGCAGAGCUGGUGCUGCCCAGCGUUCGAGCUCAAUACUGUUCUAUUGAUUUAUAUAAAAGAUUAGCAGUCGAGGACCCGGUAAAUAUAAAUACAUAUACGCCUCCGCCUGGGGAAGAGGCCGCUGGGAUAUGGUUCAACUUAUAAUUAGCAGCAUGGUUAAAAUAUAACAUAAUGAACACGUCUUAUUCCUCAGGCCCUCGAGCUGCUGCAGGCGUCUCCUGGGCUCCCAGACAGCUCAGAAGGACUCGCUACAGCCCGGCACCCAGAUUUUCACAAAGCUGCACAUGCUGAUCGCUGCGCUGUCCUCUCUGUGCCUCCUGUCUGAAUGGACUGUGAGCUCUGCUGCCUGUGAGCAUUCGGCACACCCUGCUUGCCAGUGGCUGUUCCGGGUUACUCCAGCGUGUCUCUGGACCGGACGAAGGAUCGCCUGGUCACCAUGAUUCUGGGUGUGAGUCCCCGAUGCCACCUCCUGGUGAUGCUGCUCUGCCUCCUGGGCAUCUCCUGCCAGACGCAGGCUGGCACGGACACCUCGCUGCAGCCCGCCGUCACUGCGGCUUCCUUCCUGCAGGAUCUCCUGCGCCGGUAUGGCGAGAGCGAUGUGCUGACCCUGCAGCAGCUCAAGGCCCUGUUGAAUCGCCUCGACGUGGGGGUGGGACACGAGAACAUCUCCCGAUCGGAGCUGCAGCGCAGGAACCUCUCCCGGUGCUUCAGCUCCUCAGAGCUCUUCGCCGCCCACAACCUGAGCGAAGGGUCCCAUGUUGGCCCGAGCAAGUUCCAGGAGUUCUGCCCGACCGUCCUACAGCAGCUGGAAUCUCGGGCGUGCACGGCAGAGAACCUGGAGAACGAGGAGAAUGAGCAGACGGAGGAGGGGAAGCCCAGCUCGGCGGAAGUCUGGGGUUACGGUUUCCUCUGCGUGACCGUCAUCUCCCUCUGCUCCCUGGUGGGAGCCAGCGUGGUGCCCUUCAUGAAGAAGACCUUUUACAAGCGGCUGCUCCUCUACUUCAUAGCUCUGGCGAUUGGAACUCUCUACUCCAAUGCUCUCUUCCAGCUCAUCCCUGAGGCCUUUGGAUUCAACCCUCAGGAGGAUUAUUAUGUCUCCAAAUCUGCAGUGGUCUUUGGGGGCUUUUACUUGUUCUUCUUCACAGAGAAAAUCCUGAAGAUGCUUCUCAAGCAGAAAGAUCAGCACCAUCAUGGGCACAGCCACUACAACCCUGAGACCCUCCCCUCCAAGAAGGACCAGGAGGAAGGCGUCACUGAAAAACUGCAGAAUGGGGACAUGGAUCACAUGAUCCCUCACAGAACCAGUGAGCUAGAGUGCAAGAACCCAUCUGUGGAUGAGAAAGUCAUUGUGGGCUCUCUGUCCGUCCAGGACCUGCAGGCUUCCCAAAGUGCGUGCUACUGGCUGAAGGGGGUGCGAUACUCUGACAUUGGCACGCUGGCCUGGAUGAUCACCCUGAGUGACGGGCUCCACAACUUCAUCGACGGCCUGGCCAUUGGUGCCUCCUUCACCGUGUCUGUCUUCCAAGGGAUCAGCACCUCCGUGGCCAUUUUCUGCGAGGAGUUCCCCCACGAGCUGGGUGACUUUGUCAUCCUGCUAAACGCCGGAAUGACAAUCCAGCAGGCGCUCUUCUUCAACUUCAUCUCGGCCUGCUGCUGCUACAUAGGGCUGGCCUUUGGGAUCCUGGCAGGCAGCCACUUCUCUGCCAACUGGAUCUUUGCUCUAGCUGGUGGGAUGUUCCUCUACAUUGCACUGGCUGAUAUGUUCCCUGAGAUGAAUGAAGUGAGCCAGGAGGACGAGCGGAAUGGCAGCGCCUUGAUCGCCUUCGCUAUCCAGAACGCAGGGCUGUUGACGGGAUUCAUUAUCAUGCUGCUGCUCACCAUGUUCUCGGGCCAGAUCCAGAUAGGGUAGGGACGGGCCUGGUUUGAUUGGGCUUUCCCACCUGCAAGCAUACGGACUGACAGCACCUGUAUGAGACAUCAGCAUUGCAAAAGCACUACAGAAAAGAGGCAUUUCUAUUAAAACUGUUCCAUAGACUUUGUAUCGUUUAUUUCAGGGGGGCUGAUGAAGCUCCUUCCCCUAGAUCUAAAGUGACCCAAGGACCUAUUUCCAGUGUAGCAUCCCUUCCUCUACUCUCCUUGCGUCAAAGGGACUCCUGGAAAGGACAUGUGUGAGGAUCAGGAGAACGGGCUCACUGGCUCCUUUCUGGCUACAUCACCCCCUUCGGAGAGCUCCAACCAUGGACAUGACUUCUUCCCAUCCUCUUCGGGUGGCUGCGGAUGGGGGAUGGAUGUGGGGUCAGCGCUGGAGGUGAGGCCACUUUACCAAGGCAGACGCUGUGCUUGAGGCUUGUGCCUGUCCAUCCCUCGUACUCAGUCCCUCCACGGGCAAUGGAAAUGCGAGGCAGGGGAACAGCCAUGGGUCCCAGGACAGCCCCAGUAUUUACCCGCGUUACCUGUAGCCUCCAACGCUCCGAUUGUGCAGGUAUCUGGUGUUUCUCUUGAGCCUGGGGAGCAUGCCUGCCUUUUGGACCUAAAUAUGCAGUCAAGAGACCUGUUCGAGAAAGGGUCUCCUUCCUCCAAAAGCUUCACGUGCCAAUGUCUCUGCAGAGUGUGCUGGGCUGGAGGAAAGGUGCGGCGUGUGAAAGAGAGAUGAAGAGGUCUGGGAAGGUUGCACAGGGAGAGGAAUGAGCAAGAACGUAUCCUGCUGCUGUGCUGGAAUCGAUCCUUUCCUGGCACAGGUAGUGGGUACUGAACUGGGCAGGCAGCCUUGGUUUCCCUGCCGCCCCUCCCCCCCCCUCCCCGCGCUUGAAAACUAGUCACAGCUGUUGCUGCUCUGGUCUCUUCCCACUGGCUGCAGAGGCAGCACUGAAGAUACCAGGGCAGGAGAAGUGUUUGACGUGCAGUCAGACUGGCUUCGGCAGGAAAGUUAUGCUGCUCCUGUAGGGGUUUAAUGAACUAUACAGUUGCAUCUGCUGGUCAGAAUGACACUAAGGGACACUUCUGGGUGGCUUCCAGGAGGUAGAACAGCCAAAUGCCGCAGCCGCGGCCUCUCCCUGGAGUCCCUCCAUCCUAACUCGGGACACUUUGAGAGCGGAGGGAGCUGCGCCGUGAAGCGAAGAUGCUGCAGGAUCUCACCAUUGCAAGGGAAGGGCAUGGCAGCUGCAUUCAGACCAGGGUGGUGUGGAGCACAAGUCCUGGUACCAGUUUCUCAGGCUUUCCUGCGAGAGCGAUCCUUACACUGUGACCAGGUUCAUUUGGAAUUGGACAUCUGGUUUUAAACACUGACACUGCUGAGUUGCAAGGUUGUUGUUUUUUUAAAUACUGUACUUUUUCUUCAUGGCACAGGGUCCCAGGAACACAGUCUGUGGAACUGGAACCCAGCUCUGGGUAGCAGCAGGAGUUGGGACGGGAGUUAAAGGCAUUUCAGAGCUCUGCUUCUGGGCUAGCUUUCCUCCGAUUCACUAGAUGAACCGACUUAUUGUUAAUGUUUGGUCCCUUCAGCUUGGGCAGGGAAUGAGGUUCCCCUCACCCUUGGGUUGUUCCAGAUUCUGCCUCCCAUGGUUGUGAAUUUGUGGCUGCUGACUAACAGAAGUUCCUGCCUCUGCUACUAGCUUGCUGGGUGACCUCUGGCUAGUCACUUCCCCUCCUUUCUGUGCCUCAGUUUCCCCAUCUGGAAAAUGGGGAUAAUGAUGCUGACCUCCAUGGUAAAGUGCUGUGAGAUCUACUGAUGAAAAACACGAGAUAAGAGCUAGGGAUGGUGAUUAUUCUUAUUUCUGUGGGGAGUGUCGAGUUUGUUGCUGCCAGUCUCUCUCUCUUGUGAUCAUUCCGUCUGCCUGAUCGGCUCCCUGGUAAGGGAACAAUUGUUGUCCAGUCCCUUGUCUCGUAACUUGUCCGUUGACACACAAAGUUGUGUUGCCUUGUUAUGCUGUCCUCGUGGCAGAGGCUGAGCAGAAGCUAUUCCUGAUGGUUUCCCCCUGCAACCCUUCAGAAGAAAGGUGAAAGGCCUGUUCACUUAUCAUACCCAAUGCUUUCACACCCUACACCUCAAGGGUUUAGGCCCCUCUUUGGUAAAUGUGAGCUGGGCAGCUACACCCAGGCCCACUGCCUGCCUCCCUUCAGUAAGGGCAAGCUGAGAUGGGAGUGACUCCAAAGGAAUAGAUGUCAUAACCAAAACCACCUGGGACAACAGCAUGUGCUGUGGCAGGCACAGCGCCUCCAGCAGGAUCAUGACUUGGUUUGACUGCCGGACCUCUGCCUUCUAAUGCCUAACUAUUUCCUUUUAACGUGCUCAAUGAAGACUGGAUAUCAAACCCCAAUCUCCUGUAGCUGUCAGUCAUCCAUUCACGAUUGGCCCUAAUGGAGAGAGACAGCUGGGGGUCAUUUACGUACGGCAGAAACCAUAGUCCCUGUCUCCUUUGUAGCACUCCCAGAGUCCUUGUAAACAUGUUGAACAAGAGAGGGUACAGUGUAGAACCCUGUAGUACCUGUGCAAUACAGCCUUUUGUUUACAUGACCAAUUAUCCAUAAUAGCCUACUGGGCUGCCCUAUUUUAGAAAAGGAUCAAAACCGUCUGUCAACUUGGGCAAGGGACCACAGCCUUGUCAGCGGUAUCUCACGUUCGCGGCCUGUAUCUUAGGUAGCUGGCAUACUGUCUUCCUCCAUAGCCAGGAGAAUGGCGUGAAGAAAAGUCUUUCUUGCUGUUUAUGGCUCAAGCCUAAACCCUACUUAGUUUAGACCAUCUUUUACCAAUGAAUGCUUGAUAUGGGUUGGCCCAACUUUGCCAACUCCAUUUCACCGAACCCUUCCUUGACAUGUUUAUAAAAGAACUAGAAUAGGGGCCUCUGGAAAGCAGUAGACCCAUCUCCUUUCCCACAGGACAACCAUCAUUGUGGGAUUCCUGCUGCCCAGUUGAGAGGUGAAUGGAAUAGGAUGGCACUCUUUUGUGUGAGUCACACGGGAAAUUUUUUGGUCAGGCCAGCAUCUGUCAUCAGCAGCUGACCAGGAGAAGUUCUCAUUGUAACAGUGAGGAGGCCAGCUUCUGGGAACAGUACUUGAGAGGGACACUGCCUGCAGUCAAAAAAAGCAUGCACUACCACUGGUAGGAGAGCUGCAGCCCUCUAGCUGAGUUACGUAAUGUUUGAGAGUGAGAGAUUUAACCCCUGUCUUAAGGGGAAAGGUCUGGCUUGCCUAUUCUCUCUCAAGGAAAUCUUUGGAAAGCACAUGACAUCUAGUGCAUUCCAAAAGGGAGAAGAAAAUAGCUCUGGAACUAUGAAAAAGCUAAGCCAUCUCUGGCAAGGAUGGUUCAAUGGUACACAGAGAGGAGGCACUGCACUGUCAGCAUCUGGCAAAUCGGCCCGUCUCCUGGAACAACACCCCCCCCCCCACCCCCCGCCCCAAAUUGUACUUACUAACAAACCAAAACUAGAAACUAAGCUGUGCUCCAGGUGGUAGGAAACUAUAAGAACCGAUGUGUAAUUUCCUCUGGGCUGUUCCGAGCCCUUGAACAUGACAGAGAAAUUCUGAGUCUUUUCUCUAGUUUUCCCUUCAAGGUGUUCUUGGGAGCUGACUACAUCAGGAAAUUUGCAGGCUGGAAAUUCGGGAGAGUUACCUACGAAACAUUCUCUAAGUACACGUGUAGCUAGGGGAGGCAGGUAAUCAAUGUGUUAUUUCAAAGGGGUGCCUGGAAGAGGCUCCUCUCUCUUGUUUGUGCAGGAUGGUAGAAACCUGAGGGAGGGAGGGUGUGUGUGUGUGGGAGGGGCCGGAGGGAUGGCUGAAAAAGGAAAUUGACAUUAAGUUGAGCUUGUGAGUGUUUUUAUUUAUAUUUCCCUUUACACAUCUGAUUUAGAAACUCAAGUUCCAUCUCAGUAUUUUAAUAUCUCAGGUGUUAUAAGAAAUACUUGUUGAAACACUUCUUGAAACAAAGAACAUACUUAUGUCUUGUGAACUGUAAAGUUUUUAUUUGUAAAAUUCCAUAAAUUAAAAUCUAUUCUGUAAUGAAA
Molecule: messenger RNA, 8199 nt
Organism: Chelonia mydas (Green sea turtle)
Lineage: Eukaryota; Metazoa; Chordata; Testudines; Cheloniidae
Gene: SLC39A14
Product: solute carrier family 39 member 14
Exons: 10
Coding region: 2637-4109 (490 amino acids)
Biological process (GO): intracellular zinc ion homeostasis; zinc ion import across plasma membrane
Cellular component (GO): membrane
Molecular function (GO): zinc ion transmembrane transporter activity
Source: RefSeq, a predicted model, not a curated record